This is a messenger RNA of Blastomyces dermatitidis ER-3, 708 nucleotides long. RefSeq lists its product as uncharacterized. The coding region runs from base 1 to 708 and encodes 235 amino acids. Lineage: Eukaryota; Fungi; Ascomycota; Eurotiomycetes; Onygenales; Ajellomycetaceae. The transcript is spliced from 2 exons. The record is from RefSeq and is a predicted model, not a curated record.
AUGCUCUCCCUACCCAGGCAUCGAAUACUAAAACGGGCUCGAGGUUCUCAGAGACUAGUCCGACAGAACUGUGACACAGAGCAAUACAUCUAUGUCGCUUUAGCACUAGAUAUAACUCUUGGUCUCCUUUCUUCACGAACCGCAAGGGCGGCCAUGACCAGGAUUACUCGCGCCUUUGAUGAAAACUUACCAAGUCAUCUACAGCAGUUCCUCGGUAUCUCAGAUGCAGGAAUAGCUAACUCCAUCGACAGAUUUGUAGACAUAAUGUAUAUGCAGACACCAUUGAUUAUUAUUGAUGGAAACAUGACAGACCCCGCAAACCCUGCCUGCCACCAUCGCGACGUUUGGAGUGGGACUUUUAACCCUUUGAAGCAUGAAAUACUCCUAAAUAAGCAGCUCGUCGAGGACAUGGUAAACGCAUCUGAAUCACGACAAGUACUCCGACGCUUUCAGUUCCAAUUCGUAAACCUCUUUUUUCAUGAAAUCGGGGGGCACCUGCUAUUCACAUAUCUCUACCAUGGCUUGCCAAGCACGCCGCGGCAGGUUACGCCGCCUAAUUGGCGCGAGCAGGACCAGGAAGAAGAUAUAGGGGAAUCGGGGCGGACGUUAGAAACCGUGGUGUUUGGCGGAACUGUGGAAUUUUUUGAUAUCCCAGAGGCUCGUAUAAAAAAGAAUAAAACCUUGCAACCCCAUUUCUUUCCCGAAUGA